Molecule: messenger RNA, 749 nt
Organism: Racocetra persica
Lineage: Eukaryota; Fungi; Glomeromycota; Glomeromycetes; Diversisporales; Gigasporaceae
Source: the annotation of a GenBank genome assembly
GACGAAGAGUAUACGAUGUCUGAUCCAGAAGAUGUCGAAGAGAAUUCAAAUCUUAAAUGGAUAAAAGGUAACCUUAUAGGCAUGGGUUCUUUUGGUAGUGUAUAUCUUGGACUUAAUGCUUUUACCGGAGAAUUCAUGGCAGUUAAGCAAGUGGAAUUACCUACCGCAAAUUCUUCAAAUAAUGAACGUAAAAAAUCUAUGUUGGAUGCUCUACAAAGAGAAAUUGCGCUCUUAGAAGAAUUGCAUCAUGAAAAUAUUGUGCAAUAUCUUGGUUCACAGCUUGAUGAGGGAACGGGAACAUUUAAUAUUUUCUUGGAAUAUGUGCCUGGUGGAUCAGUAGCUUCAAUGCUUAAUCUCUUUGGUCCAUUAGAAGAAAAUUUGAUUCGAUCGUAUGUUAGACAAAUUUUACAAGGAUUGAAUUAUUUGCAUGAAAAAGACAUUAUACAUAGAGAUAUUAAAGGCGCCAACAUUUUGGAGUUUAUGGCAGCAACUUCAGCACAACGGCCGUCAUUACAAGGCUCAGUGUUUUGGAUGGCACCAGAAGUUGUAAAACAAACACCUUAUACAAGUAAAGCUGAUAUAUGGAGUUUAGGAUGUCUGAUCGUUGAGAUGUUCACCGGAGAUCAUCCUUUUCCAGAGUUCAACCAGACACAAGCAAUGUUUAAGAUUGGAUUACAAUCUUGUACGCCUAAAAUUCCGGAUGCUAUUUCCACAGAGGCACAGGAUUUUUUGAGCAAAACAUUUGAACC